AAAAUCUGUUACCGAAAUACCGAAAACGCCAAGUAUCACUAUUUUACGGAGUUCUAUAUCCUGAUAAUUUUCCAUAUUCCAUGAGAUAACAAUUAAACAGUUUCAUGUUUUUUCUCAUUUAAAUACCAAUGAACUGUUAUCAUAAUUUAAGUUAUUCAACUUGAUAUUUGCAAAGAUUUUAAGCGUAAUGAUGUCUAGACUACGACGUGUUAAUUUAUUUUUUUAUGUUAUAAUUCUCUUGUCGUUCUACGCGAUACAAGUUUUAUCAAAUCCAAUAAGUGAGAAACCUACACCGACGCUACAAAAAAGACAAGAAGUCAUUACAUCUACUACUUUUGUCACGACUACCGAUGAUGCAAAAGUAGUUACAAUCACAACGUAUGGACCACAAUCAAUGAAAACAUUUUCACCGUCAAAACCCAAGAACUGUAUUGGACUGGUGAAAUUUACAAACAUUCAACUCGUUAUCAUGAAAAAUACCAAAUUAAUAAAUUUUAUUGUCAAAGGAAAAACCUCAAUGAAUGACUUAAAUAGUGCUACUGUGAAAACAUCUAUUUAUUGGGAUAACAAACACACUGCAGAAAGUAUUAGUCCAUGUCCAAUGAAUAAUACAUGUGAAAUUCAAUACGAACAAUCAACCAUUAUUUUCAACUACACCACUUCGUUGCCUGAAGAAUUUUUAGGUAUAUUAUCUUAAUCCAUAUAACUUUUUACGUUUAAGUUUAUUUAUCGAAAUUAACGAUUUGUAAAUAUAGAUAGUGAACUUUCGGGACGUAACGCUUAUUUGA
Messenger RNA from Rhizophagus irregularis DAOM 181602=DAOM 197198, 788 nucleotides. NCBI's taxonomy places the organism in Eukaryota, Fungi, Glomeromycota, Glomeromycetes, Glomerales, Glomeraceae. The record is from RefSeq and is a predicted model, not a curated record.